AUGUAUUAUCAUAAUCCUGACCCAUAUUAACAGCCAUACACUCACGGCUAGUAUAAUGAAAAAACUUACAGAAACAGUGGAUUUCUGACAGAAACUCAAGAUGAUUACCCAGACUACUAAUAUUAUGAUCCUUAUCAAAGUCAACUACAUAAUCGGACAUAUUUGAAUGAUGUACGACCUCUGAAUUAUACAUAUUACGAAUAGUCUCCCUAUCCAGUCAAAACGGGGUAACCACAAACAUAUUUUGAUCCUAACGAUCCCAGCAAUAUUCCAUUCAUGCCUCAUGAAAGGUAUGAUGAUGGAUAUGAGGAAUAUGUACUAUAGUUCAUUAGAAAUUUGCCAAGAUCUACUUAAAAUUUUGAAGAAGUGGCUUUUGCAAAAUAUUUGGCUGAAUGCUCUAUUAUUGAUAAGAAAGUGUGGAAAUUGCAGAGGAUGUUGAAAUAAGAUUAGAGAUUCAAUGUCAAAUUGCUUUUUGAUUUCUUUGAUUCGAAAAAGAAUGGAACAAUUGACUAUAAUGAGUUUCAGUUAGGGUUGUAAAAAUUGGACAUCAUUCUAAAUUCUAUUGAAUUGAGUUAGAUGUUCCUACGUUAUGGAGGGAAUGAUGACAAUCAAAUCUCUUCAGUUGAAUUCAAGUAUAUGCUCUUAGGUCCAGAUGAUUCAUAACAAUUUAUGCAAUUCGGAGCCAUGCAUUAUAUGCAUCAUCCAUUAAAAUAGAACAUUCCUUAGUUUCUUUCAGUGGCUCAAAGAGAAUUGAUUUCUGAAAUCAUGCAUCUACAAUUGCAAUUAGAGAGAAACCUCAAUUUCAUAAAAGAAGUUAUUGGAACCAAAGACAUCCUACUAGCCCUAUUCAAAUAGUUAGAUAUUGGAAUGAAGGGAUAUAUUACUAUCCAAGAUUUAGUAAUUUACAUGAAUGAAUUAGGAGGUCAAUUUGAACAAUAUGAUUUAAAAGGGUGUUUAGAUAGAAUGUCAAAAGUUCAUUGCAGUCGAAUAAAUUUCAAUGAGUUUAAGAAAGAAUUCUUUUUAGAUGAAAAGAAGAAAUCUGAGCAAGAUUAAAAUAUUGAUAUUAUGAGUGACAGAAAUAAAACAAGAUAAAAAGAUUACAUUCAAGAAUUGCAUUAGAGAACAAAAGACUUGUAAAAUCAAUAAUUAUAAGCUCAAAAACUCUCUACUGAUCGUAAAUCGUAACCGUUAUUAACUACUACUACUUAAGUUAAAUAACCUCAACCUUAUGUAGUACAGCCACCUGUUGCAUAAAAAAGAAAAUAGGAAUAACCAAUUAAUUAAUUAGAUGAUGAUUUAGAUGAUUUAUUGUUUCCUGGUUUCUAGAAAUAUGAAUUAUAACCACCAGAUUAAGAAUAUUGA
Molecule: messenger RNA, 1362 nt
Organism: Paramecium tetraurelia
Lineage: Eukaryota; Ciliophora; Oligohymenophorea; Peniculida; Parameciidae
Exons: 4
Molecular function (GO): calcium ion binding
Source: RefSeq, a predicted model, not a curated record